AUGAAGAGCUUCUUCGUUUUCGUGAUGUUUAUCGUUUCCUUUCUGGCAAUCGGCGAGGCAAUGGAGACCGCAGGGUGCAGAAACAACAAGCUCGCCAUAGACCCAAACCAGAGAUUUUUGAGAACCACGACGACGACCGAAGAUGACACUGCCACUGAAGAGGAGAGAGGGAUUCAAACAAGGGUGUUCGAUAAGCUGGGUAGGGCAACGGGGAAUUUGCGUAUGCCUCAAAAGCUUAAGUUUUGGAUCUGGAAAAAAGGAAAAUGGGACUACAAUCGUCUCAAAGAGUACUUGUUUAAAGGAGUACCGAAAAGUGUCUACGAGAAGGACCCCAGGUUUGCAAAAAUUCUGCACAAGUACGGCUAUUACUGGCGUAAGAGCGCUAUGAAUGGUCACCAGGUUCGAAGCUAA
Messenger RNA from Phytophthora infestans T30-4, 411 nucleotides. Its product is annotated as secreted RxLR effector peptide protein, putative. Lineage: Eukaryota; Oomycota; Peronosporomycetes; Peronosporales; Peronosporaceae. The coding region runs from base 1 to 411 and encodes 136 amino acids. The record is from RefSeq and is a predicted model, not a curated record. The transcript has a single exon.